GCGGUUGAAGCUGUGAUCUUUUUCUGUCUCCUCACCAAGGAUCGUCCAAGGAACUAUCAAUAGCUCUGCGGGCUGGAGGGUCUUUUUUUCGUUUUUUUUCCCCUGCGAUUCACUGUGCAAGCAUGUUUGCGUUUGUGAAUGUUGAUCCUUGAUUGUGUUGGGGCAAGUGAUGUGGGACAAAAAUAAAUGAAAUUUAAUGUUCAACAUAGACUCACAGGACUUUUUUUGCGAUCAUUGGCCGACAAAAUGCAUCGAUAUUUAAAAUAAAUGAAUUCAUUCCUCUUUCUUCCGACGCUGAUCUGGUGCAACACAAAGAUCCUUUUUUCUUUUUUAAGCUUUUUUAGAACACCACAGAAAACCUUUUUUGCAUCACCAAAGCACGUAAAAUCAACCCCACUGGCACUUGGCUCUCUCUGUAAGUAUACACCGAUGCAGCACAGACUGCAAAAUUGCAAUAUAUGGUUAUUUUUUUCUUACCUACUCCCAACGGUCUGACUCUGGAUCGUUC
This is a messenger RNA of Radiomyces spectabilis, 508 nucleotides long. RefSeq lists its product as uncharacterized. The transcript is spliced from 2 exons. The record is from RefSeq and is a predicted model, not a curated record. Bases 268 to 495 code for a protein of 75 amino acids. Lineage: Eukaryota; Fungi; Mucoromycota; Mucoromycetes; Mucorales; Radiomycetaceae.